AUGGGCAAGUUGGCUAGCUGGAUCGCCCUGGCGGCAUGGGGCGCCGGCGCCGUCUCGGGGGCAGGCCUCCACGACCUGGCGGUUCAGAGCGGGCGGCUGCUGUUCUUCGGCACGGCGACGGAUAUAGGCCAGUUCAACGAUCUGGAGUACACGGCGCUUCUCAACGCGACGGGCGAGUUCGGCAUCGUGGUGCCCGAGAACAGCAUGAAGUGGGAGGUGACGGAGCCCAAGCAGAACCAGUUCGCGCUCCGUAACGCGGACGCGGUGAUGGCCAGGGCGAAGGGCAACGGCCAGAUGCUGCGGUGCCACACGCUCACAUGGCACUCUCAGCUGCCCCAAUUUGUCUCCGCCGGCAAGUGGACGCGGGACACGCUCACGGCCGUCAUCGAGACGCACAUCUCCAACGUGGUGGGCCACUUCAAGGGCGACUGCUACUCGUGGGACGUGGUCAACGAGGCGCUCGCGGACAACGGCACGCUCCGCAACAGCGUCUUCUCGCGCGCGCUCGGCAGGGACUUCAUCCCGAUCUCGUUCCGGGCGGCGGCGGCGGCGGACCCGGGCGCCAAGCUGUACUACAACGACUUCGACCUCGAGUUCAACUCGGCCAAGACGGACGGCGCCGUGGGCGUCGUGCGGGACCUGCAGGCCGAGGGCGUGCGCAUCGACGGGCUCGGGCUCCAGGCGCACCUCGUGGCCGGCAAGACGCCGUCGCCGCGGCUGCUGUCGACCGUGCUCGGCCGCUUCACCGGCAUGGGGCUCGAGGUGGCGCUGACGGAGCUGGACAUCCGCAGCAGCAAGGUGCCCGCGGACGAGGAGACGCUGCAGCAGCAGGCCGAGGACUACGCGAGCGUCGUGCAGACGUGCGUGGACCACGACAAGUGCGUCGGCGUCGUGGUGUGGCAGUUCACGGACAAGUACAGCUGGGUCCCCGGCUCGUUCCCGGGCGCGGGGGACGCGUGCCUGUUCGACAACGCGAUGCAGCCCAAGCCGGCGUACGCGGCCGUGUCCAAGGUGUUGCAGCAGGCCGUGGCCAAGGCGGCGGCGGCGGCGGGGGGCGGCGGCGAGGGGAGCGCAAAGACUGCGUCGUCGUCGCCGUCGCCUCCGGUCGGUGCCGAGGCCGGGACCGGCACCGAUGGCGGAGUGUCGGCAGCGUCCGUCUCCCAGCCACCUUCCGCUUCGGGAGCAGUGCGGAUCGGCCCCCUGUCGGCAGCAUUAUUGGCCAGCUGGGUGCUCGCGGCGUCCUGGCUGGUGCUGUAAUUGAC
This is a messenger RNA of Colletotrichum navitas, 1262 nucleotides long. Its product is annotated as family 10 glycosyl hydrolase. The record is from RefSeq and is a predicted model, not a curated record. Gene Ontology annotation, biological process: carbohydrate metabolic process. Gene Ontology annotation, molecular function: hydrolase activity, hydrolyzing O-glycosyl compounds. The coding region runs from base 1 to 1257 and encodes 418 amino acids. The transcript has 2 exons. Lineage: Eukaryota; Fungi; Ascomycota; Sordariomycetes; Glomerellales; Glomerellaceae.